UUUAAAUGAUAAUGUACACGUGACCGAGGCCACUGCCCAUUUCCAAUGAUGUCACCUAGAGUUGAAAGGUACUGAGCGUGCGUACUGAGGAGCUUACCGUCUGCGGCAGGCACUGUAUCCUAGCAAGAUGGGGACACUAAGUGCAUUUGUUCUGUUGGUUGCACUGGGGUUGGUGACAGGAGAGGAGGGGGCUCGGCUCUUGGCUUCCAAGUCUCUACUGAACCGAUAUGCAGUAGAGGGCCGGGACCUAACAUUGCAGUACAACAUCUACAAUGUCGGCACCAGUGCUGCCCUAGAGGUGGAGCUGUCUGACGAUUCCUUUCCACCGGAGGACUUUGGCAUUGUGUCUGGAAUGCUAAAUGUCAAAUGGGACCGGAUUGCACCAGCCAGCAAUGUAUCCCAUACAGUGGUAUUGCGCCCCCUCAAGGCUGGGUACUUCAACUUCACUUCUGCUUCUGUCAGCUACGUGGCCCAGGAAGGGGGGCAAGUUGUGGUUGGGUAUACAAGUGCCCCUGGACAGGGUGGUAUUUUGGCCCAGAGGGAAUUUGACAGGCGCUUCUCUCCUCAUUAUCUGGACUGGGCUGCUUUUGGUGUCAUGACCUUGCCAUCCAUUGGCAUCCCCCUUCUCCUCUGGUACUCCAGCAAGAGGAAAUAUGACUCUCCCAAGACCAAGAGGAACUAAAUGGCUGUAGGGUGGGGAAUGAUGUUGGUAGAAGGGUUUAAAUUGGGCUUAUGGGUAGUUUUGGGAGGUACAAGAAAGGAAGCAACUAUGGAGGCACAGGAGUAAAAUACCCAUAUUGGGGUUUAAAAGAUGAUGGGGGAGGGGGGGCGCACUGGAGAAAGCGAGUCAUCCUGAAGUAAGACUGCUGGGUGCUUUGGCUCACUACCUCUUGAUACAUUAUGUCUUAAUCUGGAAUGAAUUGUGUUCUGAAAUCAUAUAGGGCUGUGUCGAUUUUGGUAAAUGGUCAAUGUGCCCCAGUGACUUGUCAGCUUUUGGGAAUAAAGGAGUUUUUACAAA
Molecule: messenger RNA, 1018 nt
Organism: Brienomyrus brachyistius
Lineage: Eukaryota; Metazoa; Chordata; Actinopteri; Osteoglossiformes; Mormyridae
Product: translocon-associated protein subunit beta
Exons: 6
Coding region: 128-682 (184 amino acids)
Cellular component (GO): membrane; endoplasmic reticulum
Source: RefSeq, a predicted model, not a curated record